Coniophora puteana RWD-64-598 SS2 is the source of this 2022-nucleotide messenger RNA. RefSeq lists its product as uncharacterized. Bases 105 to 1592 code for a protein of 495 amino acids. Gene Ontology annotation, biological process: protein deubiquitination; ribophagy. The transcript is spliced from 3 exons. Gene Ontology annotation, molecular function: mRNA binding. Gene Ontology annotation, cellular component: Ubp3-Bre5 deubiquitination complex; cytosol; ribonucleoprotein complex. The record is from RefSeq and is a predicted model, not a curated record. Lineage: Eukaryota; Fungi; Basidiomycota; Agaricomycetes; Boletales; Coniophoraceae.
GGGUUUUGGUCUCUCUCUUCUCUGUAUCCUUAGACUCGCCUCACGCACGCAUCCACAACGCACUUUUCUCCGACUCCAGCCCGUCACAUCGCAUCACUCCAAUAAUGUCAAGCACAACAAUCCACCAGAACGUCGUUCCUUCCGAAGUCGGAUGGCAAUUCGUCCCCCAGUACUACACUUUCGUCAAUAAAGAACCCAAUCGUUUGCACUGUUUCUACACUAAAUCCUCCACCUUCAUUCACGGCACAGAGGGCGAAGACAUCCAGCCAUGUUUUGGCCAACAGGAAAUCCACAACAAGAUCACCUCGAUUGGCUUCAAGGACUGCAAAGUCUUCAUACACUCCGUCGACGCCCAGGCCUCCGCCAACGGCGGCAUCAUCAUCCAGGUCAUCGGCGAGAUGUCCAACGCCGGCGCCGACUGGCGCAAGUUCGUUCAGACCUUCUUCCUCGCCGAGCAGCCCAACGGCUACUUCGUCCUCAACGACAUCUUCCGCUUCCUCAAGGAGGAGACUGUCGAUGAGGACGUCGCCGAGGACGGCGAUGCCUCCUCCGCACCUGAGGCUGCCGUCGCUCCCGGCGAGGCUGCUGCUGUCGAGCCCUUGUCCGUACCCGAGCUUGAGCAGGAGCCACCACGAGAACCCACACCUCCGCCUGUCGCCCCUCCCGUUGCGGAGGAGCCCGUCACUGUUGCCCCCGAGCCGGCAUCGCCACCCACUGCCCCGGAGUCCAAGCUCAACGGCACCGCUGAAUCCGCUCCCGAGCCUACACCCGCUCCCGCCCCCCAGGAACCACCUGCGCCCGCUCAGCCCGAGCCUGCACCUGCACCUGCACCCGCGGCGGCACCACCCGCGGCACCAUCACCCGCUCCUUCCUCCUCUGCUCCUCUCCCGGCCGCUGCACCCCCACCUCCUGCUGCAGCGCCUGCGCCCGCACCAGCGCCCGUCUCUACGACGCCAAAGACAUGGGCCUCGCUCGCCGCGUCUAACUCGAAGAAGUGGGGCCCCGCCGUCGCGCAGGAAUCGCGCGGCAUGAGCGAAGCCGCGCCCGCGACCUCGAGCAGCCCCGUGCCCUCAAGCGGCACCCAGACACCCACAACUCGCGGCGGCGCCCCGCAGCGCGGUGGGCACCAGCAAGGCCAAGGCCAAGGUCAAGGCCAGGGCCAGGGCGGCGCCGGCGGCGCAGCGGCUGUGCAGGCGCUGACGACAUCGCAGUGCUUCAUCAAGGGCGUCGUCGAGCCCGUGACGCAGGCGCAGCUCGCGGGGACGCUCACGGCGCGCUUCGGGCCCGUCAAGGACGUCGAGAUCAUCCGCAACAAGGCGUGCGCGUUUCUCGAGUUCCUCAGCCUCGACGCUGCGAAGCGCGCGAUUCAGGCGUCGCUCCCGCAGGCCCAGGGCGGCGAGGGCGGGGUCCGCGUGGACGUCGGCGGGGGCGAGACGGUUAGGAUUGUGGUUGAGACGCGGAAGGAGCGCGGAGAGCGCCCGCCCGCGAGGGGGCGGGGCGGGCCCCCGCCGAAUGGCGAGAUGCGCGGUGGGUAUAGGGCGCGUGGCGGCCCCGGUGGGCGCGGGCGCGGUGGGCCGCCUGCGGGCAAGUAGGUAGGCGCACGGCCGUGUAGGCGUUUGUGGUUCUUGGUCGAAGAUUUGUCGUCGGUGGUGGAUGGAGAUGGAGGGGACGCCGCGUGAUGGGAUGGUUCGAGGUGGACGUGUGUGUUGAACGGGUCCAUCGUGUCGCCAUCUGUGCGCGUGUGCGUAGGGUCGUCCAAAAGCUCCUUGUUGUUCCGCAAAAACGUGUGUGUGUAGUAGGUUUCCUUUUUGUUUCUCUUGUUAUUCCCGCCCAUCCCUGGCUUUGUGGCUUUUACGUAUUGUUGUUGUUGUUGUGUGUAGCGAUGUGUCGGUGUCGGUGGCCAGUGCAGUCUGCCUCACUCGUAUACUCGAGCCUAGCUAUGCUUUUGUCAUUGUUAUCGUUAUCAUCAUCCCAAUUACCUCUACUACGUUCCAAUUCACCCGUAAUGGCAUGCCUCUUUCG